Molecule: messenger RNA, 3342 nt
Organism: Lacerta agilis (Sand lizard)
Lineage: Eukaryota; Metazoa; Chordata; Lepidosauria; Squamata; Lacertidae
Gene: PDIA6
Product: protein disulfide isomerase family A member 6
Exons: 13
Coding region: 58-1398 (446 amino acids)
Biological process (GO): response to endoplasmic reticulum stress
Cellular component (GO): endoplasmic reticulum lumen
Molecular function (GO): protein-disulfide reductase activity; protein disulfide isomerase activity
Source: RefSeq, a predicted model, not a curated record
GCAGGAGCGUGUAGAGUGAGCGAGCGAGCGAGCGCAGGAGCUUGUUAAGGGUGCAACAUGGGCGCGAGGCGGUUUCUGCUUGGAAUGGUAAGCUGCACGCUCUUCCUUGCUGUCAACGGCUUAUAUUCUCCCAGCGACGAUGUUAUAGAGCUCACACCUGUAAACUUCCACAACGAGGUCAUCCACAGUGACAGUUUGUGGUUCGUAGAGUUCUAUGCACCAUGGUGUGGCCACUGCCAAAGACUGGCACCUGAAUGGAAGAAAGCUGCCACAGCACUGAAAGGUGUUGUGAAAGUUGGGGCGGUGGAUGCAGAUAAACAUAAUUCCCUAGGCGGUCAGUAUGGUGUCAGAGGAUUCCCCACUAUCAAGAUAUUUGGUGCCAACAAGAACAGACCAGAAGAUUACCAAGGGGCUAGGACAAGCGAUGCUAUCGUUGAUGCUGCUUUAAGCGCCAUCCGGUCAAUGGUGAAAGAUCGUCUUAGUGGCAGAGGAGGUGGAUAUAACUACGGAAAACAGAGCAGCCGGGAAAGUGGUGGCUCGGGCAAAAAGGAUGUGAUUGACCUGACGGACGACACCUUCGAUAAGAACGUAUUGAACAGCGAAGAUGUCUGGCUGGUAGAGUUUUACGCUCCUUGGUGCGGGCAUUGCAAAAAUUUAGAGCCAGAAUGGGCGGCAGCCGCAACAGAAGUGAAGGAGCAGACAAAGGGAAAAGUGAAAUUGGCUGCUGUGGAUGCUACAGUGAACCAGGUGUUAGCAAGCCGAUACGGGAUCCGUGGGUUCCCGACCAUAAAGGUCUUCCAGAAGGGAGAAGAGCCCGUCGAUUACGAAGGUGGAAGGACAAAAUCGGAUAUUGUUGCUCGCGCUCUAGACCUGUUCUCAGAUAAUGCUCCACCACCUGAACUCCUAGAGAUUAUCAGUGAAGAUGUUCUGAAACAAACUUGCGAUGCUCACCAGCUGUGCAUCAUUUCCGUCUUGCCCCAUAUCCUUGACACAGGAGCCGCAGGUAGAAACUCCUACCUAGAAGUAAUGCUGAAAUUGGCAGAUAAAUACAAAAAGAAGAUGUGGGGGUGGCUGUGGACAGAAGCUGGAGCUCAGUCUGAUCUUGAAAACUCCUUUGGAAUUGGAGGGUUUGGCUACCCAGCCAUGGCAGCCGUUAACGCUCGGAAGAUGAAAUUCGCACUGCUGAAAGGAUCUUUCAGUGAGCAAGGAAUUAACGAGUUCCUGAGGGAACUCUCCGUUGGUCGAGGGUCCACGGCACCUGUAGGUGGAGGGGCUUUUCCAAAAGUUAACACAGUAGAGCCAUGGGACGGCAAAGAUGGCGAGCUGCCAAUCGAAGAGGAUAUCGAUCUCAGUGAUGUAGAUCUCGAUGACUGGGAUACCCAGAAAGACGAAUUGUGAGAGCAGGAAGACACUUUGUUUCUUGAGAGACUUUGAGCAGUAGUUUGACGGAACAUCUCUUUGCAUCCCACGGAUACUCCAGUGGCCUUUUCACCGAGAGAGAAGCCCCCUCGGCCGGCUACCGUAAGCACUGUUGCAAGUGAACUGUGUUGCCUCUCAAGAAAGCCCAUCUUUAAAAUUCUGUGAAUUAAUUUUUUUUUUGUAUCGAGUAAAAUUGAUUGUAUGCGGGGCGACGCUGAUCUUUCAUUGAAAUACUCCUGUUUUAGCUUUUCUCCAGCUGGUAUGUGGUUGGCCGUGACUCAAGACUUCAACUAGUUUUAAAAUGUGAUCUAAUUCUCUCCCCCUCCCCCUUAAAAUGUGAUCUAAUUCUCUCCCCCUCCCCCUCAAAAAUCUAGGUUAUGCCAGCGCCUUCGUUUCAAUGAAAGAAUAAAACAAAUAUUUUUGACACACAGUGUUGUACGUCAGUGUUGUACGUUGUAUGCAGCACUGUCUUUUGAUAAGCAGCACAGUGUUUCCGGUGUCAUUACACGGUAAGCGCUUAACAGCACCAGAGGAGCUAUUUUACUUAGAAGAGGAUACUUGAGUUUCAUCUCACUUUUUUGGAGCCUUACAGGUUUACAGAAGCACCAUAUUGCUUGAAGGUGUCCUGGGGUGUGUGUGUGGAAUGUCUGUUGGCAGGCAUAACUCUUAAAUGGAUGUUAUUUGGAGUUGGAAUCUUCUAGGAGUAAGGUUGCAUUGAUGCUGGUGAUACGGAAAAGGGGCUGAUCUACAGUGACUGCUUAACGGUUAUUUCACAGGAAGAAAAGGUUUCCUAAUACAGCAUUCCUAUUGUCUGAUACAGAACCAGGUAAUCCAGGUUGUUUUGAUGUACAGUGUUUGGCAUUUUUUUUCCUCUCUGAGGGCUUGUGGAAAGGAAUCUAGGUUUCCAGUAUUAAACAAAUGUUUCCUGCCACAAGAAGUACAGAACUUCCUGGUAAGAAAUACUUGACGGUCUUUCUAUAGAGAGCCCUCUCUUUUGAGUAUCAUGUCUGCCAAUUACCCUUUGAGAAGUUUAUUAAUGUCAAUAUUGCCACUUUUAAAUUCUGUACAGACUUGAGGUUGCUAUGGUAUGUGUUACAAAUUUACUUCGACUUGGGGAUUAAUCUUGAACUUGGUUUCAAGAGGGGACACAUAUACUCCGCCCUUGUCAGAGAAACUACUUCCACCAAACUCUCAAAAUGGAUUAGAUUUUCCAGCACUGUAUUUUAUUAAUCUAUUGCCAGCCAAGUUUCUCCUUUUCACCACACAUUAGAUUAGUGGAGGGAUUAAGUAUCUUAUUUAUUGCAAGUCCUACACUGAAACAGCUCACCCAUCCCCAAAAUUAAAUUCUAAAUUAAGAAUCUGAUCUACCGAUUAACUUUCAUGCAAGAGUUUGUACCUUUGUUGACUGAUUCCAACUGUUACAGAUUUAGGAGUACUUUUAUCAUCUUAACCAUCAGAUACUGCUUCAUUUUUAUUUAAUUUACAAAAAAAGAAGAAUAAAUACAACUGUAACACAACUGCCUUGUGAAGCAUGUUUUCUAACAUGAUCAGAAGAGGCUCCAGAAUCUUAAUACUUUCAAAAUGGAAGAGGGCAGAAUUACUGUAUUUGUAAAAGCAGGCAAAACCUGGGAACUACAAAUGAACACUUGCUUACAGUUAUUUAAUCCUCCUGCAUGAGAAAAGGCACCUGUCGCACGGUCCCCUCAGAACUUGGGUUCUUAAAAAAGCAGCUUGGAGCCGGAGGUGCUUGCCACAUCAGUUUCAUUGUUCGUGAACAACCGAAUCCUAGAGGACAAAUGAUGCUUCCAAUUCAGGCAAUUAUUAGCUGCACUCAAGAAUACUGAGGUCAAUCUUGAAACAGACAUAAGGAUAGUAGUCUUGAUUGCCUAGUUGCAAGCCAGGAAUGUCCAUAGAAGUCUGGGG